AUGCCACUUUAUACCAAGUUCUUGAAGGAUCUCCUCAUCAAAAAGGGUAAAUAUAUCAACAAUGAAAGUAUAGUGGUGGAAGGAAAUUGCAGUGCUAUCAUUCAAAGAAUUCUACCACCAAAGUUCAAGGAUCUAGGAAGUGUAACCAUUCCAUGUUCAAUAGGGGCUGUGUUAGUGGGAAAAACACUGAUUGAUUUGGGAGCUAGCAUCAAUUUGAUGCCACUUUCGAUGUGCAGAAGAAUUGGGAAUUUAGAAAUUGUGCCCACAAGAAUGACACUUCAGCUUGCAGACCACUCAAUCACACGACCUUAUGGCGUGGUUGAAGAUGUGUUAGUUAAAGCUGACCCUUUAAUGUUGAUAGCCAAAUUUGUAGUUGAUAUAGGCAAUGGUAACUUGGAAAUAAGUUUUGAUGAUCAUAAGGUUACCUUUAACUUAUUUGACGCAAUAAAGCAUCCAAAUGAUCGCAAGGCAUGUUUCAAAGUGGAAGCAGUUGAGCAAGAAGUUGCAAUGGUGGUUUAA
Messenger RNA from Glycine soja, 519 nucleotides. RefSeq lists its product as uncharacterized. The record is from RefSeq and is a predicted model, not a curated record. NCBI's taxonomy places the organism in Eukaryota, Viridiplantae, Streptophyta, Magnoliopsida, Fabales, Fabaceae. The coding region runs from base 1 to 519 and encodes 172 amino acids. The transcript has 2 exons.